Messenger RNA from Kickxella alabastrina, 1532 nucleotides. RefSeq lists its product as uncharacterized. The coding region runs from base 238 to 1362 and encodes 374 amino acids. The record is from RefSeq and is a predicted model, not a curated record. The transcript is spliced from 2 exons. Lineage: Eukaryota; Fungi; Kickxellomycota; Kickxellomycetes; Kickxellales; Kickxellaceae.
GUCAGAGGGGAGGGGCCACAUAUUUCAACUUCCUUCCUGGCCGAAAAAGGUUGGUAGAAAAAUUGACCGUGGAGAAAGUACCGAGCAUGAACUGUUUGCUUCGCGUUUCGGGCUCUUAUGUUUGUCGUUUUAUUCUGAAAACAAUUCCAUUUCUAAUUACGAUAUUUACACCUCUAUUUACAUUAUUUUCCAUAACCGCCCGCCGCAACACCUGGACAUCUUGCAAGCCUCACACUCAUGGUUGCAACAAAAGCUAAAGUCAGGGAAAUUGUGACUUCAAAAGAGGGACAGGAUCCUGUUGAUAUCAGCCAGCUGAGCCUUGGUAUCGCACGACGCGUUUUGCAGAAGCUGGAGCCAUCGCGUCUGAGCAAUGGAAACUCUGACAGGACCGACACUUGCCCGCAGUUUUCCAAGACGUAUCCAUGCGAAAAAUUAUAUGUGCUUAUUGACAAUCGCCGCUUUAGCAGCAGUAGCCGCCACUGCCAUCAUGACGACGACGAGCUGUGGAGAUCUGGGGAAGAGGGUGACACGAAUAGCGGAUUGGACUUCAGCACUGCAAGCAAUGCUGCUCAGGAGUGGCAAGAAGCCAUCCACGAAUCUCGGGACGAACCUAUGGCCAUUGAUCACUCGGGAGAUCAAGGCGAAGGAGUAGGACAAGUUGGCGACCUCGCUGCUACUAAAGUUGUCCCAGAGUUAUUUUUGGAAACGCUGUCGCAAUCGCAGAUUGGCCCACUUGUUAAAGCGCUGGGCGGAGCCCCGGCUGGUGACCCGGUUGAGCCACAAACCAGCGCAUCCACAGAUAUCCCACAUUUGGAACAGAUCAAAGAAUCCGACGACGCGUGGCUCACAACACAGGAAAGCUUGUGUAAGAUGACUGACGAACUCAUGCUUGAUCAUGAGUUCGUGGGGUCACUGCCUGGCACCGCCGUCGGGACAGAAUGCGACGAGGCAGGACACAUCGAAAAGUUGAAACCAGUCAUUAUCAGCAAUAAUGACGGCAGCAAUGAGAAAGACAGCAAGGAUAACUAUGCUGAUGAUGAUGACAGCAGAGCGAACAAAUUAUGCACCCUCGCUGCUGAGAUGCUGAUUUACGAUGAUUCUUCUGAUAUCCUUGAUGCAAUUUGUGCGGCGCUUCCCAACCCAGAGACAUUGUGUGCGUCUGACUUCGAGCACUCUCGUCUGCAGCCCAACCUGUUUGAGCCGGCACACACUCUGACGUCGCCUCACAAAGGUCCCAGCUAUAUGCAGUCAGUGUACGAAUUUAGUUCAAGCAACUUUACAAUGCCUGAGGAUCCCUCCUUAUGGCUGCAGUUCCAGCGGAAAAAAAUACAGCAAGUGGGCCAGGUCCCAUCCACAUAUUAAGGAGGUUCAAGUGCGACUGAUCCCUCAGACUAGCACAUGCUCGAGCAUCAGCAAGUUCAACCAGCCCAAGUGCCGGGCUUGCAUCGGGCGCGUGGCGAACAAGAGCUGCCGAUUUAUCAACGUGCGCUACAUCACGCAGCUCGAUAUUGAGCUGACCAGUGGCACAAAGA